Eutrema salsugineum is the source of this 1745-nucleotide messenger RNA. Its product is annotated as probable xyloglucan 6-xylosyltransferase 3. The record is from RefSeq and is a predicted model, not a curated record. Gene Ontology annotation, molecular function: hexosyltransferase activity. Gene Ontology annotation, biological process: xyloglucan biosynthetic process. The transcript has a single exon. Gene Ontology annotation, cellular component: trans-Golgi network; membrane; endosome. Bases 129 to 1493 code for a protein of 454 amino acids. Lineage: Eukaryota; Viridiplantae; Streptophyta; Magnoliopsida; Brassicales; Brassicaceae.
CCUCUCUUUCUCUCUUCCUCCCCUCUCUGGCACAGACAAGACAAGUAGACAAGACAAAAACAAUGUCUCUUUGAUCAAAGUGUUUUGCGGAUUGCUUCGCCGUUUUCCACCUUCACACGUGUGAAAAGAUGGGUAAGGAGGACGGAUUCAAGACUCAGAAGCGCGUCUCGACCGCUUCCGCCGCCGGCGUUCUUCCGACGACGAUGGCGAGUAGCGGAGGAAGGAGACAACCACGUGGUAGACAGAUCCAGAAGACGUUCAACAACGUGAAGAUGACUAUCCUCUGCGGCUUCGUCACCAUACUCGUCCUCCGUGGCACAAUCGGCGUUAACCUCAGAGCCUCCGACGCCGACACCGUUAACCAGAACUUAAUCGAAGAGACUAACCGUCUUCUAGCCGAGAUCCGAUCCGAUUCGGAUCCUACCGACCCGAACGAGCCUCCUGAUUCGGAUCUUGAGCUCAACAUGACGUACACUCUCGGACCCAAGAUCACUAACUGGGACCAACAACGUGAAAUGUGGUUAACGCAGAACCCAGAUUUUCCCAGUUUCGUCAAUGGGAAAGCUAGAGUUUUGCUUCUAACAGGUUCGCCUCCGAAACCUUGUGACAAUCCAAUUGGUGAUCAUUACCUAUUGAAAUCGGUGAAGAACAAGAUUGACUAUUGUAGGAUUCACGGGAUCGAGAUUGUGUAUAACAUGGCUCAUUUGGACAAGGAGCUUGCUGGGUAUUGGGCUAAGCUCCCAAUGCUCAGGAGAUUGAUGUUGUCUCACCCUGAAAUCGAGUGGAUUUGGUGGAUGGACAGUGAUGCUUUGUUCACAGACAUGGUGUUCGAGAUUCCUCUGUCUAAGUACGAGAAUCAUAACUUGGUUAUUCACGGGUACCCGGAUUUGCUGUUCGAGCAGAAGUCUUGGAUUGCUUUGAACACUGGUAGCUUCUUGUUUAGGAACUGUCAAUGGUCUUUGGAUCUGUUGGAUGCUUGGGCUCCAAUGGGACCAAAAGGACCGAUCAGGGAAGAAGCCGGGAAGAUUCUCACUGCGAAUCUCAAGGGAAGACCGGCGUUUGAAGCUGACGAUCAGUCUGCAUUGAUCUAUCUGCUGCUUUCACAGAAGGAAAAGUGGAUGGAGAAAGUCUAUGUGGAGAAUCAGUACUAUCUUCAUGGGUUUUGGGAAGGAUUAGUGGACAAGUACGAGGAGAUGAUAGACAAGUACCAUCCGGGAUUGGGAGAUGAAAGAUGGCCCUUUGUUACUCACUUUGUCGGAUGCAAACCGUGUGGGAGUUAUGCGGAUUACGCAGUUGAACGUUGCUUGAAGAGUAUGGAGAGAGCAUACAACUUUGCGGAUAAUCAAGUGCUCAGGCUUUAUGGAUUUGGUCACAGGGGAUUGUUAAGCCCUAAGAUCAAGAGGAUCAGGAACGAGACAACAUUUCCAUUGAAAUAUGUAAACAGGUUUGAUAUUCGGAGAACAACACCGAUCAAAGUUGAAGCCCGGAGCUAGCAGCCGAUUAGGUCAAGCACAAUCGGUUACUUAGCUGAACAAAAAUCUUCAUAUGAUGAUUAUAGCUCCACAAUUGUUUCAAAGCUCGGUUCUUUAUCUUUUUGUUUCCGUCUCAUUAUAAGUCGAUGGAUUCUUUUGCUAAACUUGAACAAAGGAUGAAAAGUAUCAGUUUGUUCAAAAACCUUACUUUGCAAAUAUCUGCUUUUACAGUGUUUAAUGUCGAAGAACCCUUAGCUCAUGGAGUGAUUCUGG